Elgaria multicarinata webbii is the source of this 1941-nucleotide messenger RNA. It is a transcript of the gene F9, whose product is annotated as coagulation factor IX. The record is from RefSeq and is a predicted model, not a curated record. The transcript has 8 exons. The coding region runs from base 75 to 1457 and encodes 460 amino acids. NCBI's taxonomy places the organism in Eukaryota, Metazoa, Chordata, Lepidosauria, Squamata, Anguidae. Gene Ontology annotation, molecular function: serine-type endopeptidase activity; calcium ion binding. Gene Ontology annotation, cellular component: extracellular region. Gene Ontology annotation, biological process: zymogen activation; blood coagulation.
GCACUUUGGAACAAUUGAUUCAGUAGCUCCCAGUUGGUGAUGCAUUAGCAAAGCAGUUGCACCGUUUUAAGAAAAUGUUGAAUAGCUUCUUCGCGCUUGCCGUUUGUCUGCUGGGAUGUUUCCUCCACACCAAAUGUGCAGUUUUUAUAAACCAGGAAGAAGCGAGUGCCGUUUUAUACCGCUAUAAAAGGUACAAUGCUGGACGACUGGAGGAAAUGGUCCGAGAUAACCUUGAACGUGAGUGCAUCGAAGAGAAAUGCAGUUAUGAGGAAGCAAGGGAAGUCUUUGAAAACGACGAGAAAACGAGGGAAUUUUGGCUGGUCUAUCUUGAUGGAGAUCAAUGCGAUUCGAAUCCCUGUCAGAAUGGAGCUCGGUGUCAAGACGAUAUUAGCAACUACCUCUGUUGGUGCCCGCCUGGUUAUGAAGGAAGGAACUGCGAAUUAGAUGCGACUUGUGACAUGAGGAAUGGGGGCUGCAAACAGAUUUGUAAGACCAGCCCACCCGAAAAGGCGGUGUGUGCUUGUGUUCCUGGAUACAGACUGAUGAAAGACAAGAGGGGCUGUGAACCCACAGUUCCCUUUCCAUGUGGAAGAAUUACAGCUCCAGAGGCAACAAACAAUAAACUCACCCGCAGCCCAAACCUAAUUGAGCACUGGAACAUCUCCACCAAUGUUACCGACAAUGACCUUGAGGCAGGAGAAGAGUCAGAGAAUGCCACCCAGAUAGUUUCCAGGAAAGCCAUCGGUGUUCGAGUGGUUGGUGGCCGCGAAAGCAAGAAGGGGGAAGUGCCUUGGCAGGUUUAUCUGCUGAAGUCUGACGGCAAAGGAUUCUGUGGAGGUUCGAUCAUUAAUGAGAAGUGGAUUGUCACCGCUGCUCACUGCACUGAGGUUCAGAUACACAGUAUUGUAGCAGGUGAAUAUAAUGUGGAUGUUGACGACCACACUGAACAGCGCCGCCGGGUCAUAAAGGUGAUCCCUCACCCCACCUACAAUAAGACCAAUAAGUACCACAAUGACAUUGCCCUCCUCGAGCUGGAGUCGCCGCUGGAAUUCAACCAUUACGUCACUCCGAUUUGCAUCGCAGACAGAGAUUUCACCAACAAGCUGCUCCGACUUGGAUUAGCCACGGUGAGCGGCUGGGGCACGCUCCUCCACCAAGGGAGACUGGCCAACAUCCUCCAAGUGCUGAGGGUUCAGUAUAUCGAGCGGGCGAACUGCUUGAGGAACAGCAGGUACCCCAUCUUGCAAAAUAUGUUCUGCGCGGGCAAUCCGGGUGAAGCGCAGGACACUUGCCAAGGUGACAGUGGAGGUCCGCACGCCACCGACAUUGAGGACACCUGGUUUCUCACAGGGAUCACCAGCUGGGGUGAGCAAUGUGCUCAGACGGACAAGUUUGGCAUCUACACCCGAGUUUCCAGGUACAGUAAGUGGUUAAGAGAAAAAACAAGGCUUAGAUGAAUUAGGGAUGUGGAAAGAGGGUGUGCCCUGGAACCUCGUCCUUUCCCCCCACCCCCCAAAAUAGUUCCACAGAAUUAAAACAAUUGAACGUAUGUUUCUUUUAGAAAAUGGUUUACAUGGGAAUUGCUACUAGGAAAAUGAGAGGUAGUAUUGAAUUGCCGUGAGCAGCCCAGAGGUUUUCAAACUAUUGGGUCGUACAGAAAAUCAAAUCAAAUCAAAUCAUAAUAACCAUAAUACCAACCGACAGGCAGAGUUGCUGGGCUUGGGUCACUGAAACCAACACUCUUUCAACAAGCCCUAAUAGCUCCAGAUCGCUCCAAAAGAUUUUUUUUAAGUACUUACCUCACAGGGGAGUUGUGAAGGCAAAAGACUGGAUAGUAAUGAAGCUUAGGAAAUUAGCAUGGCAAAUGCAUUAAAAUGCAAAAUCACAUUGCAUGUCUGUAUUACGAAGUAUGAUGAAACCCCAAAUAAAAUACUGCAUUAA